AUGUCAUAACCUCCUUUCCGCACCUGUCAAAAAAGGUGCAGGUUGAGUUUUUGAGCUUUCCUGUGAAAAUAAAUUUAACUAAAAUUUCAAAAAAUAACUUAAAAUCAUGGCUUCGAGAAACCAGAGACGCCCUGUUGAAAAUGAUCAGACGAUAUCCUACGUCCAAGCAGACGGACUUGCCGUUAUGAAAAUAGUUAAGCAUUGUCAUGAAGAAUCAACUACAAACUUGGACAUUGCCCAGGGAGCUCUGCUUGGUCUAGUUGUAGAAAACCGCUUAGAAAUAACCAACUGUUUUCCAUUCCCGAAACAAAGUGAUGACACCAUGGACGAGGAGGAAUACCAGCUGGCCAUGAUGAGGAGACUCAGAAGAGUAAACGUCGAUCAUUUCCAUGUUGGAUGGUACCAGAGUGCCGACGUUGGCAACUUCUUAAGUUUGCCUUUGUUGGAAUCACAGUACCACUAUCAAACUUCAAUUGAAGAAUCUGUAGUGGUUAUUUAUGACACUCAAAAGUCUUCCAGGGGAUUCUUAACCCUUAAAGCAUACCGCCUAACACCGCAAGCAAUAGAUAUGUACAAGGAAGGAGAAUUUACUCCUGAGGCUUUGCUAAAGUUAAAAGUUGGUUUUGAGAACUUAUUCACUGAAGUACCAUUCUACAUUAAAAAUUCCCCAUUGACCAACAUCAUGAUGUCUGAAUUGGCUGAAAUGGUUCCAGAAGAAGAAGGUUCAAAAUUCUUAGAUUUGGGUACAGCCACUGUACUUGAAGGGCAACUUAGAUGUUUGAUGGAUAGAGUUGAUGAGCUCAAUCAAGAGGCCAUCAAGUUCAACAGGUAUCAACAACUUGUUAGUAGACAGCAACAAGACAAGCACAGGUAUUUGGCUAAGAGAGCACAAGAAAAUGCUGCAAGGGCUUCUAAGGAUGAACCUCCAUUACCUGAGGAGGACAUUAACAAAUUGUUCAGGCCUCAUCCAGUGCCACCAAGGUUGAACCCAAUGAUCAUUGCCGGUCAGAUCAACACAUACAGCCAAGCUAUCUCUCAGUUUUGUUCGCAAUCUUUGGCCAAGCUUUAUAUUACACAAGCACUGCAAAAUGCCAAGGAAUCUACUUCAAAUAAAUAGGUUUGUUCAACUUUUAUGUAUCAAUUUUAUUUCAUUUCUAAUAAAAUUUGAGUGGACUUAAGAAUAA
Messenger RNA from Anthonomus grandis grandis, 1184 nucleotides. It is a transcript of the gene eIF3h, whose product is annotated as eukaryotic translation initiation factor 3 subunit H. The transcript has 2 exons. Gene Ontology annotation, cellular component: cytosol; eukaryotic translation initiation factor 3 complex; cytoplasm. Gene Ontology annotation, molecular function: protein binding; metallopeptidase activity; translation initiation factor activity. Lineage: Eukaryota; Metazoa; Arthropoda; Insecta; Coleoptera; Curculionidae. Bases 107 to 1117 code for a protein of 336 amino acids. The record is from RefSeq and is a predicted model, not a curated record.